UUUUUGAGUUGGUGAAGUCUUUUCUCGAAUUCCAUUGCCACCUCCACCGAGAAAUUUGAACUCACCGGAGUUUCUGUACCUCUGGUUUUUGCUGGAGAUGAUGAAGAUCUCAGUUUCAGCCUUGCUCUAGUUUCAGGUGCCUAGUUUGAAGCUCCUAAAAUGGAACAGUAUGAAAUACUGGAGCAGAUUGGGAAAGGAUCUUUUGGCUCCGCAGUUCUUGUGAGGCAUAAGCAUGAAAAGAAGAAAUAUGUGUUGAAAAAGAUCCGUCUUGCUCGCCAAACUGAUAGGGCUCGCAGAUCUGCCCAUCAGGAGAUGGAGCUGAUUUCUAAAGCUCAAAAUCCAUUUAUUGUGGAAUACAAGGACUCUUGGGUGGAGAAGGGUUGCUAUGUGUGCAUAAUUUUAGGUUAUUGUGAAGGUGGAGAUAUGGCAGAAGCCAUAAAAAAGGCCAAUGGUGUUCAUUUUCCUGAAGAGAAACUUUGUAAGUGGCUGGUGCAACUUCUAAUUGCUCUCGAUUACUUGCAUGCCAACCAUAUUCUUCACCGUGAUGUCAAGUGUUCAAAUAUAUUUUUGACCAAAGAUCAAGACAUCCGCUUAGGUGAUUUUGGUCUCGCUAAGAUUCUGACUUCUGAUGAUCUUGCUUCAUCGGUUGUGGGGACACCUACUUAUAUGUGCCCUGAGCUACUUGCUGAUAUACCUUAUGGUUCCAAGUCAGACAUUUGGUCUUUAGGAUGCUGCAUGUACGAGAUGGCUGCUCACAAGCCUGCAUUUAAAGCUUUUGAUAUUCGGGCUUUGAUUAACAAAAUAAACAAGUCUAUAGUGGCUCCUCUACCAACCAUGUAUUCUGGUGCAUUUCGUGGGCUCAUAAAAAGCAUGCUGCGGAAGAAUCCAGAACUUAGACCUAGUGCUGCUGAGUUGCUUGAUCACCCCCACCUCCAGUCUUAUGUCCUCAAAGUGUAUUUAAAAUUGAAUAGCCCUAGACGGAGCAGUUUCCCAGUUCGGUGGUCUGAUUCCAACUUCAUAAAGAAAACUAGAUUUGUAGAGCCUGAAGAUAUUCCAAUCCAUACUUACGGAGAGAGAAGACGGUCAAUCAGCAAUGACAGGACCUUGAAUCCUAGUGUGUCUGAAACUGAACAGGGCUCAAGUUGUUCUACACAGAGGGAACAGGAUAUUCCAAGUUUUUUGAAUCUGAAGUUCACAGAAGUUUCAAUUGGUGUUGACCGUGAAGAGAUUGGAAUUGAGAAGUCAAUAGCCAUGAAGUUCUCCACCGUUGCUAAGACUCCAAGGCUGACACCGGCAAAAGUAUCUGCUACUCCUGGAAGACAUACAAUACCAUCAAAGAUAUGCCAUGGUGGACAAAAGCGUGACUCACUUCCAGUAUCACAUACCCCAGAAAGUAGGUCCUCUCAGGCAUUGCGAAGAGCCUCCCUUCCAUUCCCUACAAGAACAGCAGUCCCAGUGACCCCCUGUAGAGCUAAUGUGGGUCUGCUCCCCAGCAUUGAGUCUCCAGAUGUUUCUGUCAAUUCCCCACGGAUUGACAAGAUUGCAGAAUUCCCUUUAGCUUCAUAUCAAGAUCCCCUCUUGCCAACCCGUGCCACCUCCUCAACAUCUGCAAAAUGCUCAUCUUCAUCAAUGGACAGUGCUGACCGUGCUCUCACAAAGGACAAGUGCACAAUCCAGGUUGUGGACAAAGUUGUUACCAGGUUAAACUGCUCUGAUGGAAGCCACAGAGAUUCCUUAAGCGAGAGUGACUGCUCAGAACAUAACCGCACUAACAGCCAUUCAUCUUAUGAGUCACGAGAGCGGCGGUUUGACACCUCGUCUUACCAGCAACGUGCGGAGGCAUUGGAAGGGUUGCUUGAGUUCAGUGCAAGGCUUCUACAGCAAGAAAGGUAUGAAGAGCUUGGGGUGUUGUUGAAGCCAUUUGGAACCGAGAAAGUUUCUCCUAGGGAAACGGCUAUUUGGCUUGCCAAGAGCUUCAAAGAAACUCACGUGUAAAACCACAAUACCACUUUGUACAUAAUUUCCACUUGUAUCAGAAUAUGAAGGAAAACUAGGUCAGUCUUCCUACUCAGAAGGCUGCAUGAUGGGAUGGCAAUGUGGUUUUGGUUCUUUGCCCCAUAAGUGUUGCAGUGUGUUUGAACAAUGUGAUUAUUUUUCCCAGUGAUUGAAUCCAAAUUUU
Molecule: messenger RNA, 2179 nt
Organism: Rubroshorea leprosula
Lineage: Eukaryota; Viridiplantae; Streptophyta; Magnoliopsida; Malvales; Dipterocarpaceae
Source: the annotation of a GenBank genome assembly